AUGGCGGAACGGAUCAAGGAGGUGUGGGCGAACAACCUGGAGGAAGAGAUGUCGUACAUCCGGGCAGCGAUCGAGAAGUACCCGUUCGUGGCCAUGGACACGGAGUUCCCCGGCGUCGUCGCCCGCCCUAUCGGCUCCUUCCGCGGUUCAAGCGACUACCACUACCAGACCCUCCGGUGCAACGUCGACCUCUUGCGCAUCAUCCAGCUCGGCAUCACCCUCUGCGACGAGAACGGCGAAUUGGCACCGGGAGUGUGCACAUGGCAGUUCAACUUCCAGUUCAGCAUAAACGACGACAUGUACGCGCCCGAGUCGAUCGAGCUCCUCACCAAGUCCGGCAUCAAUUUCAAGCGUCAUGAGGAGUACGGGAUCUCGGUGGAAGAGUUCGGCGAGCUGUUGAUCUCGUCGGGACUGGUGCUGCUUGACGAGGUGCAGUGGGUGUCGUUCCACAGCGGCUACGACUUCGGAUACCUGCUGAAAAUCGUCUCGUGCGCGCCUCUGCCACCGACCGAGACCGAAUUCUUUGAGCUGUUGCGGAUCUGGUUCCCCUGCAUCUGGGAUAUUAAGUACCUGAUGAAGAGCUGCAAGACGCUGAAGGGAGGGCUGCAGGAGGUCGCGGACGAUCUUGGCGUCUCGCGGAUAGGGCCGCAACAUCAGGCCGGAUCGGACAGCUUGCUCACCGCCGCGACGUUCUUCAAGAUGCGCGACAAGUUCUUCGAGAACAAGAUCGAGCCCAAGUUCAUGGGCGUUCUGUACGGCCUCAACUCGUCUUCCACCCCCGCCAACCCCGCCUACCCUCGAGAAUACAACGGCGCGGUGCACUACCCGAUCAACGUCGGCACACCCACACCUUCCGCCGCACCCUUAGCUGCAGCAGCCUCGUCCGCCAUCGCCAUCAUGUCGCCUUCACCGAAGCAACGACCAGCCGCGACCUGA
Rhodotorula toruloides NP11 is the source of this 936-nucleotide messenger RNA. RefSeq names its product CCR4-NOT transcription complex subunit 7/8. Gene Ontology annotation, molecular function: poly(A)-specific ribonuclease activity; nucleic acid binding. The record is from RefSeq and is a predicted model, not a curated record. Gene Ontology annotation, cellular component: CCR4-NOT complex; CCR4-NOT core complex; P-body. Bases 1 to 936 code for a protein of 311 amino acids. Lineage: Eukaryota; Fungi; Basidiomycota; Microbotryomycetes; Sporidiobolales; Sporidiobolaceae. The transcript is spliced from 7 exons.